AUGUUUGUCCGUAACAGAAAUAAGGGCCAAGACCCGACGGUCACGUAUAAUGCGACAUGGAACCAACAUGUCGCCUGCCUAAAGGAGAAGCAACAACUCCGAGCCAAUCUCAAUACGACGGCGGUGAACCUGAACGCAAAUAACAAAGUUAUUGAGAAAUACGAGGAGAGAAUUGUGCACGGUCAGGUGACGAUACUGAAUAUUCUGAAUGAGCAGAAUGCGUUGACUGAGGAGAAGAAGGAAUUGAAGGAGCACACGGAGCAACUAAGGAUCAAGUUGACGGCUAGUGAGAAGGAGAGCUCCAGACUCAACAAUCAGCUGGAAAACGAACGAAAGAGUUGGAGAGUGGAGAAAACGAAUCUACUCAAACAAAUUUUUCAUCUGGAACGCGCUGUUGACAAAAAACGUUCUGAGAAGUUUCGGGAGCUCCAAGAGCAGCAUGCUAAGGAGAUGGAAAGCAAGAAUGCGGAGAUCUGGGAGCUAGAGAAGGAGCUCAAUCUGAAGGCCGAUCUAGCUGCUGCCAAGCAAGAUAGGCUCACAGAGCUCCAGGAGCAGCAGAUUAGAGUCAAGGAUUCAGAGAUCCAAGAGCUAGGGAACGAACUCUAUAUGAAAGAUCAGAAAAUCCAAGAGCUGAAGGCUGACCUAGCUGCUGUCAAGCAACAAUUCGCCGAUAGGCUCACAGAGCUUCAGGAGCAGCAUGCUAAGGAGGUGGAAAGCAAGAAUGCGGAGAUCCAAAAGCUAAGGAAGGAGCUCACAGAGCAACAUAGUAAAGAGCUCCAGGACCAGGAAACCCAAGGGCUGCAAGCCGAUCUAGCUGCUGCCAAGCAAGAUAGGCUCACAGAGCUCCAGGAGCAGCAGAUUAGAGUCAAGGAUUCAGAGAUCCAAGAGCUAAGGAAGGACCUCACAGAGCAACAUGCGACGGAACUCAAUCUGAAGGAUCGGAAAAUCCAAGAUCUGAAGACCGACCUAUUUGCUGCUAGGCUCACAGAGCUCAAGGAGCAUCAGGAGCUCUACUCAAAGUAUCUGGAAAUCCAAAUAUUGGAGCAAAGCGGAGACCGUCAAGCACCAGAAGACAGAAUUCAAAAGCUCCAGGAGCCCGCCGAUGAGCCAACUCAGCUCCAUAUCGAGCUCGGUAAGCUCUAUGUGGAGUUACAGGAAGCAAAGAAGCCACAGGACGCACUGAUGGCUCAGUUGACUCGAAAGGACAAGGAAAUCGAGUAUUUGACGAAGAAGCUAGCCGCUAUGAAUUCAGAAGUCCAAAGAUCGACUGAGAUGAAUCAAGAUGAGAAGAAUCAGAAUUCAGAAGAUAAAUUUUAA
Messenger RNA from Caenorhabditis remanei, 1317 nucleotides. RefSeq lists its product as uncharacterized. The coding region runs from base 1 to 1317 and encodes 438 amino acids. The record is from RefSeq and is a predicted model, not a curated record. NCBI's taxonomy places the organism in Eukaryota, Metazoa, Nematoda, Chromadorea, Rhabditida, Rhabditidae. The transcript has 2 exons.